Messenger RNA from Mugil cephalus (flathead mullet), 1467 nucleotides. RefSeq lists its product as uncharacterized. Gene Ontology annotation, biological process: response to bacterium. Lineage: Eukaryota; Metazoa; Chordata; Actinopteri; Mugiliformes; Mugilidae. The transcript has 5 exons. The record is from RefSeq and is a predicted model, not a curated record. The coding region runs from base 8 to 1045 and encodes 345 amino acids.
AGAAACAAUGACAUCUGCAAAGCUCGUCCUCUGUCUGACCUGGUUGCUCUUUGGGCAAAUGGCUAAAAUCGUCUCACCUGUUUGCCAAGAGAACACAUUUAAGUCCAUUAAGAGUGGAGAAAACUUGACCUUGCCAUGUCCAUAUGAAAGCCGUGCUGCUGCAAGGAUUCACUGGUAUAAGCAAACUUUGGGACAGAAACCAAGGCUCAUCUCAACCAUCGACGUGAAUGGCACAAAUCCUGUGAACUACAAUGAGUUCGAAAAGGAUCCACGCUUUACAGUGGAUACGCGAAAUGACACAUAUCCCUUGAUUGUCACAAAUGUGACAAUUUCAGACUCUGCUACUUACUACUGUGCAACCAGCGCAACUAGAGACGCUUUAGUCCUGACUUUUGAAAAAGGGACCGUCGUCGCGGUAUGGCAGGGAGGUUUGAACUCUUCAGUCCAGCCAACACCUGACACCACCCAACUGAAAUGUUCUGUGACCGUGAGCUGUGGAGGAAACGCCGGGCUCUGUGAUGGAGAACACAGUGUUUACUGGUUUGAAGUCUCUGGAGGAUACCAUCCAAGAGUCAUUUACUCUCACACAGGCAGGAAUGAUCAGUGUGAGAGGAAAAACAGCACGAAAGCAUACACCUGCGUCUACACUUUGCCAAUGAAGAGCCUCAAUCUGCCUCAUAAUGGGACCUACUACUGCGCUGUGGCUUCGUAUGGAUGCAUGGUGUUUGGAGACAGGAUUGAGCUGGACAUAGAGGAAGAGGUGAACUUUCUUGUCUUGGUGCACGUCCUGAGCGGAGCCCUGGCAUUCGCCACAUUUCUGGUUCUUCUACUGGCGUUCUUAAUGUGCCUGAUCGCCAAGAGAACCUGCUGCGCAUGCGCAGAUUCAGAUUCAAGAAUUUCACCCCCUUCCACAACAAAUGCAGAGGGCGAGCAAAAUGAAGAAGACGUCCAUUACGCAGCUUUGAGGCACCACAACAUUAAAAGAUCGAGAAGACAGAGAAACGAUGUAGAGACUGAAUGUGUGUAUUCCAGUAUAAAGCAGUAGAACAGAGGUGUCUUUAUUUUUCAAUGGAGAGCUGUGGAGACCUAUGCAGAGCUGUUUCAGGCCAAUAACUAUGGGUAAAAUAUGCUUGACACACGGUUGUUCUUUAAGAGACAGAUAGCCCGUAUAACAGCUUUCUAUUUAAGAGCUAGCAUUGAUUUUCUUAUAAAAAGAGUUGGCAGUAGUUUUGGAUUGCUUCAUAGUGAGGGCGAUGGGUGGGGUUUAUAUUUUGAGGUUGUCAUAUAAGUAAUUUUACAAAUCACAUAUGUGUAUACAAACUUGUGCCCGCUGUGUUGUAUAAAAUAUAUAUUUUUUUGCAGUUAGGCUAAAAUGCUUACCAAUUUUGGCGUAUUUUAACAGAAUUUUGUGUCAGUUGUUGCUUUACUUUGCCUAUUGGUUUGAUAAAGGAAUGCUUACAGUUUCAA